Messenger RNA from Ixodes scapularis (black-legged tick), 4694 nucleotides. Its product is annotated as annexin A4. Gene Ontology annotation, cellular component: cytoplasm. Gene Ontology annotation, molecular function: calcium ion binding; calcium-dependent phospholipid binding. The transcript is spliced from 12 exons. The coding region runs from base 152 to 1807 and encodes 551 amino acids. NCBI's taxonomy places the organism in Eukaryota, Metazoa, Arthropoda, Arachnida, Ixodida, Ixodidae. The record is from RefSeq and is a predicted model, not a curated record.
CCGAUGCAUCAUCGUCACGGGGGUCGUCUCCUGCGUGCAGAUCUGUUUACAGCGUUGAGAGGUUCGUGAAGGAAUCCGGUGAUCCGUAAGUAGUAAAACUUAUCAGUGCCAAAUCCUGAAGACGAGUACGGAAGCCAGCUAGACAUCAAACAUGAGUUACCCGUACCCCACUGGUGGCAGUGGUAACCCCUACCCUCCUCAGCAAGACUACCCAGGCUACCCUCCCCAAGCAGGCAUCUACCCCAUGGGUGCAGUCUACACUGCAGCUCCUCUUGGAGGGCAGGCCCAAGCCCCUGGCUACUCUCCGUUAGCCCCGAGCCAAACCUACCCACAGUCGUCCGUCCCAGGCUACCCUAGCCAGCCAGGCUAUCAAAGCCAACCAGGCUACCCUAGCCAACCUGGCUACCCAAGCCAAGCGGGUUACCCUAGUCAAGGCGGCUACCCUAGUCAGGGCGGCUAUCCCCCUACGUCCUCUCCAGGAUAUCCGACAGCCAACCCUCCUCAGGGCUACCCCCAGUCUUCUAGUCCAGGGUACCCGGCGCCCAACCCCGGCCCGGGGUAUCCGCAGUCCAACGCUGCAUUUGGUUAUCCAUCUGCGGGGGCAGCGCCUCAGGUCUAUCCAAAUGUUUCUGGCCCGGGGUACCCAUCCGGGGAUGGGGGUGUGGCCUUCCAGCAGGUGACAUCAGCCACAAGCUACUCCAUGACUAACACCGCACCUCAGGGUUAUCCCAGUUCAGCGUACCCGACAGCUCAGUCAGCAGGAUAUCCGAAGGGAAGCGGUUAUUCUUCGGCCGGCGGCUUGAGUGCUUCGUCACCUUACUCCAAACCGAGAAUGGCAGAGAGUCAAGGUGCUCCGAGGAACAUGGCAAGCAUAAAACCAUACCCGGCGUUCAACCCGUCCGACGAUGCUCAAGUCCUCCGCAAGGCCAUGAAAGGCUUUGGUACCGACGAAGCGGCCAUCAUUGCAAUCCUGGGGGCGAGGACCAGCAGCCAGCGGCAGGCGAUUCUGACCACCUACAAGCAGAUGUUUGGGCGCGACCUCGUUAAGGACUUGAAGUCUGAGCUGUCCGGGAAGUUUGAGGACGUGAUAGUGGGGCUGAUGACUCCGCUGCACGAGUUCCUCGCCUCGGAGCUCAAGUGGGCCCUCAAGGGGGCCGGCACAGACGAGGACUGCCUCAUCGAGAUCCUCUGCACCCGCAGCAACGCCGAGAUCGCCGCCAUCAAGGCGGCCUACCAUGCCAAGUAUGGCAAGGAUCUUGAAAGCGCCAUUCGUGGCGACACCUCUGGAGAUUUCCAACGUAUCCUCGUCUCGAUGUGUACCUGUGCCCGACAGGAGGGAGCACCGCUGGAUCAAGCCAGGGCUGCACAAGACGCGCGUAGACUUUACGAUGCUGGCGUAGCGAAGAUGGGCACGGACGAGUCCACCUUCAACGCGAUUCUCGCCUCGCAAAGCUUCGACCAGCUGCGCCUAGUUUUCCGUGAAUAUGCACGCCUUGCUGACCAUGACAUUAUGGAUGCCAUCAAGAAAGAGAUGUCCGGAAACUUCAAGUCUGCCCUGCUCACCAUCGUGAAAUCUGUCUACAACACUGAGCUGUACUUUGCUGAGAAGCUUCAUAAUGCCAUGAAGGGCGCUGGCACAGACGACAAGACCCUGAUCCGUGUGAUUGUGAGCCGCUGCGAGAUUGACAUGGCCGUCAUUAAGCAGGAGUUUGCCCGGGCCUACGGCAAGAGCCUGGAGGAGGCCAUCAAGGGCGACACAUCUGGCGAUUAUCGAAAGGUCCUGAUUGCUCUCGUCUCUGGAAACUGAGCCUCGAGGGACUUUAACCGGAAACUGCUCUCACGACGUCUCGAUAAUGCAAAGUUGUUUAUCGCUGUUUUGUUUGUGGUGAUGGUAAAGCUUUAAAUGCCCUCUUAGCUGUCUUUUUUGUUGUUUGUUUUUGGGUCUGGCAGUUUGCAUUUAGGAUGUGCACAUCUACAACGGCAAUUUGUACUCAAUCUCACUUUUGAUUCCAGUUUUGUUUCUCUCUCCUCGCUUGUUACAAACGUAAAAGAAAUCUAAAAUUGUUAAGGGCGCCACGUUCUACUGCUUGAGGUUGCAACGAUACUUAACUUUUUUUAUGUCUAGAAGCAAGUUUGCCACAUUUCUAAAGGAACAAAAUGAUGCUUUAAAUGUAACCAGUACACUUCCUCUAGGGAGUGCACAUUGCUCAUGGAUAAAAUAAUAGUGUCAAAUUUUAUCUUAGAGGUCAAUUCAGGAGUCCAUGACUGUGUCGUUUGUGCACCGGUUGUGCUGCCAACGUAAAUCGCCAAAUGCAUUGGGACCAGGAUCCAGAAUUAAUUCAGCUGAUUGUCCACUGGUUGAUCAUUGUUAAGGUGGAUUAUCAGAUUCCUUGUUUUGCUUUGAGAUGUUCACAUUUCACAACUUUUGAAUGAGCCUAACAAUUCCUUCCAAUUUGGUUAUAUUAAGAAAAAAAAUUGAAUCUUAAUUUUGUGUAAUAUUUAACAUUCACUAAAGGAUAAAGGUUUGGGAAAAUCCAAAAAAUAUUUCUCAACAAAAGCUUUAUUCCAAUCUAAUCUUUUCAGUUUAAGGAAGUUGAAAGAGUCCCAUUAUAAGCGUCGAAGUCAUGGAAUUUUAAUUUCCCAUAAAGGUUUUGGGAAUUUAGAUGCCAAACAAACGACAGGGCAUCUGGCAAACCCCAGUGAAGAACUAAAGAUUUGAUAUUGCAGUCUUUUCCGCAAUGAGAAAAUUUCCUCUAGGUGUUGGAGACACCCUUUAUGUUCUCUUUUUUGUUUAGCAUGUUAUUGUUGUGACUUGAGCUUUAUAUAGAGUUUUUAUGCAGAUACUAUAUACACAAAUAUAUAUAUAUAUAUAAGUACAUGAGACAUUAUGCCAUGGUUAGACCUUGGUUGUCCGGUGCGCGGUGUGAAAUCCCGGUGAUUCUGUUGAAUCAGUUCUUGUGUGAGGCGUUUCCGAAACCCUCGCCCAAGCUAACACACCCUUUAUCUGUUUUAACGGUGCAGCGUUAUGUUGUGCUUCGUUAUUUUGUGCUUCGUGUAUCCGUGGUUCUGUUGUUCGAAUACUAUGUCUUUUCCUUUUCUGUUGCCGACCCUGUUGCAGAGAUAUAUAAAGAGAGAUCCCUAUCUCGGCUGAUUGCUGUAUCAUUUCUGAUAGUCAAGGCUCGCGUUAGUUGGUGGAAGUAAGCACUUUAUUCUCACACUCACUUUGCUUGCAUCACAAUUUAAGUUUUGUUUUCGCUUCGAAGCGCCUGUGCCUAGGGCUCGGAAGAACGGACCGCUCAUGCUUGGGAACGGGGCUUCACUGGAAGAGCACGCACUUCUAGAUGCUGCUUUCUUUAGCAUUCUAGCCGUUGUUCCGCGGGGCCCUAGGCACAGGCAAGUCCCAAGGACACUUGUCCACGGCGUCUCGAUACAGGUGAUAUUCGAACUCGCGAAACACUGACUGCGCGCACCACGUUCGAAUAGCAGUUCUAUUGUGAGGCCACGCGUGGCAACAAAGUCCCUUUGGGAUGGAACAAACAGCUCUGAUAGCAAGCACCAAAAGCGGAUACCGGCAGUCUGUAAGAGCCGUUCCCGAAAUAGGACGACCUGAGAGCGAUGAUGUCUAUCUGGCAGCAAAAAGUGGACCCGGACGUUGGGACUAAAAGAUUGGAAUGCGGGGGUGCAAUUCGACAAAGGCCGAUUUAGGAGAUUGGCAACUGUUUUGCCUCCCCACUGCCAACGUCCUCUUAGUAUUUCAGUGCACUGACAUCUGCACUCGCUUGCCUUUGUAGUGCAGGGCUUGAGAGCUCUAGUGCAUCUUAGGUUUAGUGCCUUUCAGAGCUCUAUUUUAAGCAAAACGCUAGCUGCGGAGAUUACUAGACCUGGCUUGCAAACAAGCUUCUCAGUGCGGAGUUUCUGGGACGUAGACGGAGGUAUCGGAAUGUGUCCGGUGUUGGCCCCUGGCCUGUGUAGCAACAAGCCUGUCGCUUUGUAGUUGUGUGGUAACAGUUGUGCUGUGUGCUUUAGACGUUCAGGCACAUUUGGUGAGAUAGCUAAGCUAGUCUGGUCACAACGGUGAAGGUGAAUGGAUCGGGGCAUGGUCGCGGUGUCUGCUCUUGGUGUGUUCGGUCAGUUUUGAAUUUAAUCAUUGAAGGAUGUUUUAUUGUCUUUUUUUCAGCAGUUCUGUUAAACAAAGGUUAUAUACAUCGAUGGUUUACUACAGUUGAGUUUGAAUAAUCUUGCGGUUUUAUCCAGUGAGGUAUGGAGGUGCUCGUAUACCUUUUUUAAACCACUUUACAGAUGACUAAUGUAGCCAAAUUAUGUUUUAUUGGCAACUUUUGUCUACAACUUCAUGAGCUAGUAAUUUACCUGUCGAUUUCAAAAUUUGUCAUUGAUUUUGCUUUGAACAAGGUUUCAUGAAGCAGGUGUCAGCAGAAUGUAUUUUUACAAAAAUAAUUAUGCAAAUCGAUGCAAAAAUGUCCACCUUUACAAAUUUACUACUGUUAUAGUGAUUUUGAGACACUGUCGUGCAUGUUCAUGAACUCCGAAAGCCAUUUUACCGUUUGUAUUUGCAUGUAAUUUUUGACUGUUUACCAGUGGUGUUUUUCUUUUGUCAGAACAUGGUACUACUAUUUUAGAGCUGUCUGUUGAUUGUAACCUACUAACACGCACAUUAAAGUAUAUUAACGCAAAGC